This is a messenger RNA of Cuscuta campestris, 1479 nucleotides long. Lineage: Eukaryota; Viridiplantae; Streptophyta; Magnoliopsida; Solanales; Convolvulaceae. The record is from the annotation of a GenBank genome assembly.
GUAUCUCACAUUCUCACAUUAUGGAAGGAACUUCUCGAACACUUCCUUACACCAUAAGAUUCGUUGGUCUUCUUGGCAGUCAUUCUCUUGGUAGAAAUCCAAUGUUUAUGGCUACUGCAGUAGAUUUAGGAAGAGAAUUGAUAAGGCGAAGAAUUAGUCUUGCUUAUGGAGGAGGCAACAUUGGCCUACAAGGAGCUGUUGCUUCAACAGUCUUUACCAAUGGUGGUCUCGUUAGAGGUUUCAUUCCUGGGUACAUAGCAACACGACGGGUCUAUGGACCUACAUACGGUGUAGAGCACACAGUUUCCUGUAAUUACUACAAAUAUUUUGAGAUGAAUCAUGCCGUGGAAGCUUUCAUUGUUCUUCCCGGAGGAGUUGACACUAUGGAAGGUUUGUUCAGUUUGAUCUCGUGGGCUUCUGAAGGGUUACACAAUAGACCCAUUGGUCUCUUGAAUAUUGACGGUUAUUUCAAUAACCUAAUCAAAUUUCUAGAUGAUGCGGUGAGGCAGAACUUCGUGUCUUUGAGUCAGAGGAAACUUUUCAUUUCUUCUUUCUUUGUUGAUGAGCUUUUAGACAAACUAGAGUUUGCUAAAGCUUUCCCGGGACCUGGGGUUUUGAUAAUUGACAAACACAAUUUAUUCAAGUCAAGAUCAAAGUGCUACAACGACAAACACGAAGACUUGAAGUGCCAUUCCUUGAAGUAUUCAAGAAGUCAUUCUCUUGGUAGAAAUCCAAAGUUUAUGGCUACUGCAGUAGAUUUAGGAAGAGAAUUGAUAAGGCGAAGAAUUAGUCUUGCUUAUGGAGGAGGCAACGUUGGCCUACAAGGAGCUGUUGCUUCAAUAGUCUUUACCAAUGGUGGUCUCGUUAGAGGUUUCAUUCCUGGGUACAUAGCAACACGACGGGUCUAUGGACCUACGUACGGUGUAGAGCACACAGUUUCCUGUAAUUACUACAAAUAUUUUGAGAUGAAUCAUGCCGUGGAAGCUUUCAUUGUUCUUCCCGGAGGAGUUGACACUAUGGAAGGUUUGUUCAGUUUGAUCUCGUGGGCUUCUGAAGGGUUACACAAUAUACCCAUUGGUCUCAUGAACAUUGACGGUAAUUUCAAUAACCUAAUCAAAUUUCUAGAUGAUGCGGUGAGGCAGAACUUCGUGUAUUUGAGUCAGAGGAAACUUUUCAUUUCUUCUUUCUUUGUUGAUGAGCUUUUAGAGAAACUAGAGUUUGCUAAAGCUUUCCCGGGACCUGGGAGCUUCCCAUCGCUGUUUGGCAUGGUUCUGGAAGUUGGUUUGGCUAAGGGGUUACUUACCCAUCGAUGGGAUGUUCUUCCCAUCGCUGGGUGGGUGGUUAGCCAAAAACCUAUGGUUUUUGCCUUAACCACGGCCUAGCCAACCGAUGCAAAAACCGACCGAAAAAUCCAAAGUUCUCCAAAAUAAAAACCAAGUGUUUAAAACACUUAUUUGAUGUAUUUGGCUAAGAAAUAAA